Molecule: messenger RNA, 3642 nt
Organism: Ophidiomyces ophidiicola
Lineage: Eukaryota; Fungi; Ascomycota; Eurotiomycetes; Onygenales; Onygenaceae
Exons: 6
Coding region: 1-3642 (1213 amino acids)
Biological process (GO): phosphatidylinositol dephosphorylation
Molecular function (GO): protein binding; phosphatidylinositol-4,5-bisphosphate 5-phosphatase activity
Source: RefSeq, a predicted model, not a curated record
AUGGAACGGGAUAGGCCUGAGGACACGGAACAGGAGUCUAUUAAACCCGUGUCUUCACUCCUCUCACAUUUUGAGAAUUUGAAUCGUAAGGAGGGUAAACGGGAAGCUCCAUCCAGUGUUCUACAGGCACAUCUAACAAAUGAUGAUAUACCUAUCGCCCGUGCUUCGUUGGACCUUCCGCGCCGCGAAUCGCAGUGGGCACCAUCCCACGUCGAAGCUCAAAACACAUUUCGAGGACCCUUACAGCCUACUCAGACAGGAGAUUCUCCAAGUAGACGACGUUUUACCCGGCCAUUUUCGAUGAGCAUACAAUCUACGCCUCCUCGCGGCCCAACUUUGACCGUUGAAUCACCGAGAUCACCUCCUUAUAAAAGCCUCAUCCCAUCUACAAGACCCCUCAUUGGUAGCUCACCAAAGGCUCGUGGGACAUCUGCUCCGGUCAAUCGGGGCCAUGACGAUCCCUCUACUCGAGAAACACCACUCUUGUCGGAUACUGGUCUGAGUGCCUCUCCCCGCACACUUGCAGACUAUGGCCAGGAUGCUAGUAAAAGCCCUAUUAAAAGUUCAUCCCAGCCUCCACCGGUUAACAGAGCUGAAAAACCCAAAAUACCUGCUAAAAGACCAGGGAUCGUGAGCAAUAUAGAUACCAGCGCCAAUACUCUGCUUGCUGCGCAAAAAACUGCCGUCGACGACAAAAUCUCCCCCUUUAGUACGCCUCCUAGUAGCCCUGAGAAGUGGUCAUCAUUACCUGUGUUUAGGGGACGCUCUCCAAAUGGCCCCUUCCCCUCCCAUUUCUCUUCGGAUUCGCCCGGCAACCCUGUUCGCCAUAGACCUAACGUUCAGUCUCCACCUCGCUUGCACGAUACUUAUCCCAGAGAAUUGAGCCCUUCAAACCGAACGAAACCCAAACCGAUUCCUAAUCGGGAUACAAAACCUCCCCCGCCGCCACCUCCAAUGAAGCGGAAUGGAACCCUGUCCAAAAAGUCGAGUACUGUGCAGACCAUCGCGAGCAAGCUGGCCACCAGUGACGACUCAGAAGGCAAACCGGAUUUGCCCCCAAGAUCACGAUCUCCCGCUUCCCGAAAUAUUCUUUUAUCUCGAUCACUCCCACAAACUGGCCCGGAGAGCUCAAACCAUCCUCCUUUAUCAGCCUCGCUGCAAUCCUAUGAUGCGGCCCAGAAACCAUCGAUGCGGGUUCUGGGCGGCGAAUCAACUGUAAAUUUCCCACCGCCUCCUCCCCCUAGACGCGACACGAGCAAUUUGUCUAUGAGACAGACUGCGGAUAAUCUACCGAGUUCGACGCCCCAGACCCCAAUAUCAUCUGUACCUCCUCGAAUACCGGCCGCCGUGUCAAAUACAUUAUCCAAGCUCCACAUAACGUCUAACGCUGCCCGUGAUGUCGAAAUCCGCUCCGUUGACGAAGCCUCUAUACCAAAAAUGGACUAUCCAGAUGCUUCAUAUACAAACCGUCGCCCACCAGUUUUUCGCUCCGGCACUCGUGCUAUUCAUACAAAAUAUGAUACUCGAGUGUUUGAUGUCUGUGGGCAAUAUGCUUGUAGCACGGGGUACUUUACAAGAGUUUGGGAUCUUGUGACGGGAGAACAGCUAUUAAAUUUAAGUCAUGGUGAGUCUGUUAAAGGUUUAGCCAUUGCCUUUAAACCGGGGAGGACCGUGGAUCAAGAAGGCAAGGCAAUCUGGGUUGGAAUGAGCACGGGAGACAUUUGUGAAGUCGAUAUUAUGACACAAGCAAAUGUAGCGUCGAGAUCAUCUCCAUCCAGACGAGAAAUCAUCAAGAUUUUCCGCCACAAAAAGGAGCUUUGGACGCUUGACGACGAUGGCAAAUUGCUUUUGUGGCCUCCGGACGAGUCAGGCGCGCCGAACCUUCACUACAGUUACAACAAUCCCUAUGACAGAGUUCCAAAAGGGCACACAUUUUCGAUGGUUGUUGAUGGGAUUUUAUGGUAUGCGACAGGGAAAGAAGUCAGACUGUAUAAGCCUAGCGCAGCCGAUACGUCUUUUCAAAUUCUCAGAUCUCCUCUUGGCAAAUUUCAUUCCGGCGAUGUAACAGCUGGCGCCGUUUCUACGAGGAACGGAGGUGUCGUUUACUUGGGGCAUGCUGAUGGAAAAGUUACCAUGUAUUCCGCUCAAAGCUUUGCAUGCUUAGGGAUUGUCAAUGUCAGUGUCUAUAAGAUAAGCUCACUUGCGGUUGUUGGUGAUUAUCUAUGGGCCGGUUACAAAACUGGCAUGAUAUACGUAUAUGACACUGCUUCGGACCCGUGGAUAGUGAAAAAGGAUUGGGAGGCACACCAUCAUGGCGUCUGUGGGCUACUGUUAGACCCUAGCAGUAUUUGGACCGUUAAUAAACUCCAAGUGGUUUCCUUGGGUGUUGAUAGUCAUAUCCGUAUAUGGGAUGGAAUGCUAGAAGACGACUGGCUAGAAGCUAAGAUGCAUAGUCUGGAUGUUGACUACUGCAAAUUCCGUGAAAUUUCAACUGCUAUCGUUACAUGGAAUAUAGGUGCUACAGUUCCAGGGAACCUUCCAAACAGCAAUUUCAUAGCAGAGGCGAUUCAUCCAGAAGAUCCCCCUGAUAUUUUGGUAUUUGGUUUCCAGGAGCUUGUUGAUCUUGAGAAUAAGAAGAUCACAGCAAAGAGUUUCUUAAAAGGCAAUAAACGAAAAGAUCACGAAGCGGAAAAUGUGAGCCGGCAGUACCGUGUUUGGAGAGACCACCUUGCCUUGUGCAUUCGCGAAUUUAUGCCACUUGAUACGUCCUACGUAUUGCUCCACACGGCGAGUCUUAUUGGGUUAUUUAGUUGCGUUUUUGUGAAACAAGAUGAACGCCAAAGGAUUACGAAUGUAAAUGCUUCGGAAAUCAAACGAGGAAUGGGAGGUCUGCACGGAAACAAGGGCGCUCUUGUUCUCCGUUUUAUCAUCGAUGAUAGUUCACUUUGUUUCAUCAACUGCCAUCUAGCUGCUGGUCAAACACAAACAGCCAGCCGUAACAAUGACAUUGCUGCAAUAAUGGAAAACGACUCUCUUCCAGCAGAGCCGAGCUCCUCAACACGCAUCGAUCAUUACGUUGGUGGUGGUGAUGGGUCCAUGAUUCUUGAUCAUGAGAUUUGUAUACUGAAUGGUGAUUUGAAUUAUCGUAUUGACUCGAUGCCUCGAAAUACCGUACUGGAAGCCAUUAAGGCAAACAAUUUACCAAAGCUCUUAGAUCGAGACCAGUUACUGGCAUCAAAACGCAAAAACCCUGGCUUUAGACUUCGGUCAUUCAACGAGGCUCCGAUCACAUUUGCUCCGACAUAUAAGUACGAUGUUGGCACUGACAAUUACGAUUCCAGCGAAAAGAAGCGCUCGCCCGCAUGGUGCGAUAGGCUUCUUUAUCGGGGUGUUGGUAGGAUCAAGCAGAUAGAGUACCGACGGCACGAAGUCCGUGCAUCCGAUCAUCGACCUGUUAGCGGUUUGUUUAAGAUGCGAGUCAAAAAUAUUUCCCCUCAAAAACGUACCGCCGCAUGGGAGGCAUGUCAAGCAUUAUUUCUUCAAGAAAAACGUCGCUUAGCGACCGAAGCAAGUGUUGACUAUUUGGUCUGCGUUCUCGGUGUUGACCCAAAUGAAGCUGAAUCGAUGAUUUCUAAGACUUAA